AUGCAAAUGAGUUCGAACACCACAAAGGCCAUAGCACGAGAUUUCUUUCCUUUCUUCAAAGUACAUGAAGAUGGUCACGUAGAAAGAUAUGUACCCAUUGAGAAAAUCCCACCUUCUGAUGAUCCUCACACAGGUGUUAGAUCGAAAGAUGUAACUAUUUCCCUCAAACCCAAUAUUUCUGCUCGUAUUUUCACACCCAAAAUGCCCAAUAAUCCAAAUGUAAAACUCCCAGUUCUUGUUUACUUUCAUGGAGGUGCAUUUGCAUUGGGAUCUGCUUUUGACCCAGUUUAUCACAAAUAUCUAACUUGUCUUGUUCAUGAGGCUAAUGUCAUAGCUGUCUCAGUCGAGUACCGAAAAGUUCCAGAGAACCCAGUAACAACAUGCUACGAUGACUCAUGGGCAGCCCUCCAAUGGGUAGCUUCCCAUGCAAAUGGUUAUGGAUCAGAACCAUGGUUAAGUGAUUAUGGAGAUUUUGGUAGGGUUUUCAUGGCAGGUGAUAGUGCAGGUGCAAAUAUAUCAUAUAAUGUGGCUGUAAGGCUAGGUUCAUAUGGGUUAGAUGGUGUCAAGCUUGAAGGGAUGAUUUUGGUGCACCCUUAUUUUAAGGGCACAACACAUUUUGAUAAAAUGUGGUUGUCUGUAUGCCCUACGAAUGGAGGGUUAGAGGACCCUAGGUUAAAACCAGCUGUGAAGGAUAUGGCCAGUACUGUGUGUGAAAGGGUACUAGUAUUUAUAGCUCAAAAAGAUCUAUUCAGAAAAGCUGGUAUUUCUUACUAUAAGGAGUUGAAGAAAUCUGGAUGGAAAGGAAAGGCAAAUAUGGUAGUACAUGAAGGAGCAGGCCAUGCUUUUCAUUUAUCAAAUCCUAAUUGCGAGCAAGCUUUGUCUCUUAUGAAAGACUUUGUUUCUUUCAUUAACGAAUGA
This is a messenger RNA of Jatropha curcas, 918 nucleotides long. Its product is annotated as putative carboxylesterase 1. Gene Ontology annotation, molecular function: hydrolase activity. Lineage: Eukaryota; Viridiplantae; Streptophyta; Magnoliopsida; Malpighiales; Euphorbiaceae. The record is from RefSeq and is a predicted model, not a curated record.